GUUGGGUUUUACCGUACAGUACACUCCGUUGUUUUGAUGAGAAUAGAUGUGUAGUUGAGGUAAUCGUCGAUUGAGAAAUCCCUUGAAUCAUUUCGAUAAAAUAUUAGACUAGGUAGCUCGUUAGUUGCUACUUUUCCGAUCAAGUCGCUUAAAAAAGGCGACUUGAUUUAGCCAAUACGAGCGUCUUUGUAAAAUCAGGUCGAAAGGGAUGCCGCUGCAGACAGACUCCGACGGACGUCAACAGUCUUUGGAUUUAAUUUCAUCGCAUUUAAUCGGGCAGAGCAGCUUUUCUAUAAACUUAAAAGGCCUCAGAAUAAUUCCUUCUCGACCGAGUGCUUUUGUAAGAUGCCUAAGCUCGAGUGCGAAUUAAUAGCUCGGCUGUGAAUUGAAGACAGGAGCGUUAAUAUUCAGCAAGCUAAUCGCUAACAUUAGCUGGUCAACAACAAAGCGGGGAUCUUUAAUCUUUUGCUUCGCAGAGUAACCCGUUAGGUUACGAAGAAGAGUGUCUACAGCCAACGGCUUGACUUUUGAACCCGUCGUUUUCUGCCUGGGCUGAAAAAAAUUGCUCGCCAGCAAUGAAACUUUUGGAAAACUCCAGCUUCGAAGCCCUCAGCUCUCGGCUGUGUGUUGAAACAGGAGAGUCUCGCAUCCUUGGCAGGAUUGAGAGCUACUCCUGUAAGAUGGCAGGGGAUGACAAACAUAUGUUCAAGCAGUUCUGCCAAGAGGGGGAGCCACAUGUCCUGGAAGCCCUCUCCCCCCCCCAGUCCACCAGCACCACCAGCCCUUCACAGCUGGGAAAGAGCAGUGAGGAUGGGGAGAACCCUCUGAGUGACAAGUGUUGCAGGAAGACUCUUUUCUACCUCAUCACAACGCUCAACGAGUCCUUCAGGCCCGACUAUGACUUCAGUGCGGCGCGGGCCCACGAGUUCAGCAGAGAACCCAGCCUGAACUGGGUGGCUAAUGCAGUAAAUGGCAGCUUGUUCUCGGCUGUGGGAGAGGAGUUCAACUCUCUGGGGCCAGAGCUGUGGAAUGCCAUCGACCAAGAAAUCAACCUGCAGGGCUGUGACAUUUACAGCUACAACCCUGAUCUGGACUCAGACCCUUUUGGUGAAGAAGGGAGUCUCUGGUCCUUCAACUACUUCUUCUACAACAAGAAACUGAAGAGGAUUGUAUUCUUCACGUGCCGCUCAGUCAGCGUUUUGAGUGGCUAUGGCCGUGAUUGUCUCGACAACGAGCUGGACAUGGAGCUGGAUGACGAGGAGGAGAUGGACGGCUUCACUGAGGACAGGUUCCCCAGAGCUCUGUGCGUGUGAUUUUCCACGAUGGACAGGCUUUGGCCAAAGAAUAUCUUGACUUUUCCUCCUCUCCUCCUUUUUGUUUUUUUUUUUUUUUGUCUUUUGGAAUUUUGCUGCCUCAUCCAAAGUCCUUUUCAUACAUUACGCCCAUGCAUGUCUGAAGGCUUCACUUCUGCUGGCAGUGAACUGUGUACCAUGAGGUGGUGGACAGUUUGUUGAGACCUCAUGGCGACUUUAAGCUCCUUCAUAGUUCGGUAUAUAUUUUUUGACCCUAAGCUUCAAGCGCGUCCUGUCAUCCAAAGAGACCAUUUCACAGACGUUUGAGGAGAGGGUCUUGUUAUGGAUGAGUGGCCAGCAAAGACUACAGGCAAGCUGAGUUUCUUGCAAACGAUGUCAAAAAGUGGACUCCAGACAACACCAGCAUCAACUCAAGAACUGCAACAUUUUAAGCCUUGUGAGAACUCGAGCAAGAAGCUGAACUGGAUCCAUGAAACCCCAGUUAGGACUGACUCUGUGAUCAGCUGAGAGCUCAUGCGUUGUUCGUCGUUUGCCAUUUUUGUGUGUUGCUUCUUACAUGCAGCAGUGAUGUUACUGUGAGGAUGUUUUCAGCACUGACUUUGAAAUGUAAAAACGCUGCAUUUAUAACUGAAACUUGUGUCACCGAACCUUCUUACUGCGAACGCUCGUCUGUACUUAACAGUGGGGCAUUGCCAAGGAAACUGUUGGCACCUGGCUUGCAGCUUGGAAAACAUAUCAGCUUUUAACAGAGGUCCUGUUGUUUUCUGUCAGUCCGCUGUUCUACUGUCCCAUGAAUCUUUCAGACAAUGUCUUCUGUCUUCCCCCAACACCUUUUCCUGGUUAAUCCUCCCCUCCUGUAUUUUAAAUGUCAGUCUUGCCAGUGUUUUUCUUUGGUCAUUACCUCUGACGCAAAGGCUUUGUUGAAAAGUGAAUGUAUAGUACAAUUUAGAGGAAAAAAAAAACCUACAGAAAGGCUGUUUUACAUAAUUUUUUUUCUUUUUUUUUAGAAAUAGAGAAGCUCCUCUUUACGUUCCUUACAAGUGGGUAGGAGUUCUGUGACUUUUCUUGACUGCUUUGUGCUUCGUUUAACUGGCCGGUUAUAUUACAGAUGUGAAUAAACUGUUGUGUGAAACAGA
Messenger RNA from Scatophagus argus, 2449 nucleotides. RefSeq names its product MAF1 homolog, negative regulator of RNA polymerase III b (gene maf1b). Gene Ontology annotation, molecular function: RNA polymerase III core binding. Gene Ontology annotation, cellular component: nucleus. NCBI's taxonomy places the organism in Eukaryota, Metazoa, Chordata, Actinopteri, Scatophagidae. The transcript is spliced from 8 exons. The record is from RefSeq and is a predicted model, not a curated record. The coding region runs from base 576 to 1313 and encodes 245 amino acids. Gene Ontology annotation, biological process: negative regulation of transcription by RNA polymerase III.